This is a messenger RNA of Trypanosoma cruzi, 1578 nucleotides long. RefSeq lists its product as uncharacterized. The record is from RefSeq and is a predicted model, not a curated record. The transcript has a single exon. Gene Ontology annotation, cellular component: endoplasmic reticulum. Bases 1 to 1578 code for a protein of 525 amino acids. Lineage: Eukaryota; Euglenozoa; Kinetoplastea; Trypanosomatida; Trypanosomatidae. Gene Ontology annotation, biological process: protein folding in endoplasmic reticulum. Gene Ontology annotation, molecular function: misfolded protein binding; protein-folding chaperone binding.
AUGUUUGGUUUUAUAAAGAAUUUUAAAGGGAGUCUUGUCGUUACGGCACUCCUGGUAGCUCUUCUUGCCGUUGGUAACGUCCUCUGCACAGGUGUACACGAUGACGAGGUGACAAAGCAGCUGCUGCUUGCUGGUGAUGCGGCGCUACGACAGGGCCGCAGCCAGUACCAGGAGGCAUUGGCAAAGUACACGGAGGCCCUCGCCCAUAACCCCAGUAGUGUUCGUGGGUUGUACAGUCGUGCGGAGUUAUUGUCUAUGAUGCGACAACGGGAGGAGUGCAUGCAAGAUUUGGACCGCCUGCUCCAACUGGAUACAAAACACCACCGCGGUUUGGCUCUUCGUUCCUCACUCAACGCCCAGGCAGGCCAUCUGCAGGAGGCGAUUCGAGAUGUUGAAGUUCUUCUCCCUCUCUACAAGGAAAUGAAGAAACCUUCCAAAGUGGCGGAUUAUGAGGAGAAAUUGCGAGACCUGCAGCAUUACACAUCCGCGUGGCUGCCACUUCGGAAAAAACUUGAGGCGCCCAAACAUUCAGCAGGCGAUAUCACUGAAAGCGAAUACAAGACAUGCGUCGCACUGCUGCAUGAUAUGAUUCGUAAGUUUGCAAAGGACAAUGUAGGAAUGCGAUUGCAACGGGCUGAGUGUGCACUAGCAUGUGGUGAUAACCAGGCAGCCUCAGAGGAGCUGAAGUACGUUGUGCAGAAGGAACCUCAAAACUUGGAGGCGGUGGCGUUAGCUGCACGUGCGUACCGCGCAUUGGGGGCAAUAGAACAAGCGCGGGCUGAGUUGCGGAUGUGUCUUUCUUUGGAUCCGGAGUACGCGGCGUGUGCACAGCUGCACAAACUUGUGCGGGGGCAGAUGCGGAUCACAAAGGCGAUCACGGAGGCGCUCGAUGCGAAGGAUUACCAACGCGCCUUGCAGCAGAUUGACGAGGCCGAAGAGCUGGAGGAAAACCCGCCGUACAAGGAUCAGCUUCUGCUUUGGCGCUGCACGGUGACCGUUGGAUUGCGAGACACGGAGAAGGGUCUUUCCGUAUGCGAGGAAGCCAUUGAGUUUCUAGGCGCGGAGAACCCGGCCUCCUUUGAUGUGCACCUGCAGAAGGUGGAUAUUUAUCUUAUGCAGGACGAUCUAAAAAGUGCCGAGGAGCAGCUGCAAAAUGCCCGUCGGCUCCAGCCGAAUCACGAGCGUGUGAAUGAAUAUAGGCAGAGAAUAGAAAAUCUUAAGCGCGUUGCGGGGAGGAAGGACUACUACAAAAUUCUAGGCGUUAAAAAGACAGCAAACGAUGCUGAGAUCCGACGGGCCUACCGUCAUCUCGCAAAGACAUUACAUCCCGACAAGUUACGUUCGCAGGAACUUUCUGCAAAGGAACGACAGAAGGCGGAUGAACGUUUCCGUGACAUUAACGAGGCGAAGGAGAUUCUGCUUGAUGAAAAGAAGCGGGAGAUUUACGACAGUGGCGAGGACCCAACGAAGCCAUCUGGACAAGGCGGGGGGCAGCCGUUCUACGGCCAUCCGUUCACAUUUCAUGGCAAUCCAUUUGGUCACGGUGGCGGUCAGCAAUUUUUCUUUCGCUUUGGCUGA